Molecule: messenger RNA, 639 nt
Organism: Magnolia sinica
Lineage: Eukaryota; Viridiplantae; Streptophyta; Magnoliopsida; Magnoliales; Magnoliaceae
Product: protein BOBBER 2-like
Exons: 4
Coding region: 80-511 (143 amino acids)
Biological process (GO): protein folding
Cellular component (GO): cytoplasm
Source: RefSeq, a predicted model, not a curated record
UGUUGAAAUAUUUGACCAACUAUUCUGAUAUCUGUGCUUCACAUUAAUCUAGGACAAUUACCUGGAAGAAGCUCUUAAGAUGGGUAAUCUUUUGGAAGAAUUCAACGAAAAUCAUGGAGUGUGUCCACCUACAAUUCUAGGGUUCGUGAACAUAUCUUUACAGGAAGAAACGAGUUUUGUCACUAUUAGACAGAGAGUUCUUGCAAACCCGCUGAAGGGGAGCUUCAUGCAUGUGUUAAAGUGGAUGACUACUUUUGGAGUAUUGGAUGGGAAGUUCAUUUAUAUUCUUUUGACCAAGCAAAAUCAAAUGGAGUGGUGGAAAUCCUUGAUUAAAGGUGACCCUGAAGUUGAUACACAGAAAAUAAAGCCUGAGAACAGCAAGCUGUCUGACUUGGAUCCUGAAACUUGGCACCGUAGAAAAAAUAAAGGUAAUUUACUGAUUCUUUAUUGUUCAAUACCACUGUUUAAUAAGUUAGCUCAGCGUAGAAGACUGCAUGAGUCAUACAUUUAGUAGUCAAAAAAUCCAUCAAUUGGCUAUUUGCAUGUUCUGUUGGGUUUUUAAGCUGGCAUGGUCCCUUAUGGAUGGAAGAUGUGUUACUAGGUUUAAACAUUAUUUGCUAGAUUAUAUGGACUCCUAUG